AUGCUUGAGUUCCUAGACAAUUUCCACGCCGAUUUGGCUACACGGGAUUGGGAAAUAGUCGUCACCUCCUCCUGCGGCCUCCAGAGGGCGCGCAGAAACCGGCUAAGCGCCGCCGCUUCCACUCGCGUCCUGAAGAGGGCGACCCCCGCCUAUGUUACAACGAGGCCUCCCAGUGUUCCAAGCGCGCUUGGGAUCUUUGUGGCUUCGGCCUACUGUUUCCACACGGACAGGAGCGUGGAGAAGGAAACACCAAUCAUGUCGAAAAGCCACAAGCCGUCUUCACUGGCCUUUGGGCAGGCAGUGAUCGGGCCUCCUGGCUCAGGGAAAACCACAUACUGCCUUGGCAUGCAGGAAUUCCUUUCUGCAAUUGGGCGGAAGGUAGCUGUGGUGAAUCUGGAUCCAGCCAACGAAGGGAUUCCCUACCAAUGCGCUGUGGAUAUAUCUGAGCUGAUCACCUUGACAGAUGUAAUGGAGAACUUGAAGCUGGGACCCAAUGGUGGCUUAAUCUAUUGCAUGGAAUAUCUGGAAGCUAAUUUUGACUGGCUGCAAGAAAAACUAUCUCAGUUUAAGGGGCAUUACUUCUUGUUUGACUGCCCAGGACAGGUGGAACUUUGCACCCAUCAUAGCUCACUGAGAAACAUCUUUGCCCAGCUUGCCAAGUGGAACUUCAGGCUGGCUGCUGUUCACUUGGUGGAUUCUCACUACUGCACGGACCCCGGCAAGUUCAUCUCCGUUCUCUGCACCGCCCUCUCCACCAUGCUGCACGUGGCACUGCCGCACGUUAACGUCCUCUCCAAAAUGGACCUGAUUGAACAGUACGGAAAACUGGCCUUCAAUCUAGAUUAUUACACAGAGGUUCUGGAUCUUUCCUAUCUGUUAGACCACCUGGCUUCAGAUCCAUUCUUCAAGAACUACCAUCGGCUGAACCAAAAACUUGUGGAGGUGGUUGAAGAUUAUAGCUUGGUCUCCUUUGUUCCCCUCAACGUGCAGGACAAGGAGAGCAUGCGGCGCGUGAUGCAGGUGGUGGACAAAGCCAAUGGCUACUCUUUUGGCAACUCAGAGCAAAGGAGCCUCCAAGCCCUGAUGUCUGCGGCAGUGGGAGCCGAUUUCCACUUCACGUCCACUCUGGCAGUCCAGGAGAAGUAUAUCCAACCACAGGAGAGCACCGUGAAGCAGGAAGACAUGGACAUUUAGCAACACGCUUGCAGCUGGGAGCAGGCCACCAAGGAAGGAUAAC
Molecule: messenger RNA, 1237 nt
Organism: Euleptes europaea (tarantolino)
Lineage: Eukaryota; Metazoa; Chordata; Lepidosauria; Squamata; Sphaerodactylidae
Gene: GPN2
Product: GPN-loop GTPase 2
Exons: 7
Coding region: 1-1194 (397 amino acids)
Cellular component (GO): cytoplasm
Molecular function (GO): GTPase activity
Source: RefSeq, a predicted model, not a curated record